AUGAUACAUCUUCCACCACCACCACAACAACAACAACAACUGCAAGCACAAACGUCGUCGAUGAAAGAGAGCGGAGGUAAUCGUAAGCUUGGAGUGCAUCGUCUGAAACGGGAGAGGUCAAGCGCCGAUCGAGUGGUGGCCACUGUGAUCGCGACUGGUUCGACGAUGAAUAGCUCAGCAGUGACGGGAUCGUUACAGCAACCGGCUGGCACGGUUAGUGGAGUUGUUGUGAGUUGCCGUGUGAAUGAAUUGGUUUGGUAG
Messenger RNA from Anisakis simplex (herring worm), 261 nucleotides. Lineage: Eukaryota; Metazoa; Nematoda; Chromadorea; Rhabditida; Anisakidae. The record is from the annotation of a GenBank genome assembly.